AUGCAAGCUGUCGUUUUUCUCGGGUUGGUCAGCUUUUGUAUCGCCCAAAAUGUUGGCCAGCAGUGUACAGUCAAACACACAAACACAAUAGGAAGAUGUUUACCCAGUAAUCAAUGUCCGUCAGCCAGAGAUGACCUACGAAACAAUGGAAUUAAUCCCACGAUAUGUUCGUAUACAUUCGACGCUGUGGUGGUCUGUUGCAGGGAUGGUUCUUCCAUUCUUAACACUUCAGGUGCGAGGCAAACCAACAGAAGACCAGUAUCGUCCAGCACAAGAACUAUAAAAACGAAGUUGCGUCUGAGUGAGAGAAAAUGCCAAGAAUACUCACGAGGCGUGACACAAAUGGUAGACUUCAUCCCCUUAGUACCAGAUCCAGACACACUGCACAUUUCAGCAGCUAAAUGUGACUAUAACAAAGUGGAUUUGAUUGUUGGAGGAGAGACUACUAGCCCUGGGGAAUUUCCGCAUAUGGCUGCACUCGGCUGGGUGAACCAGGAAGACGGCUAUGACUUCCUCUGUGGUGGAAGUCUAAUCAGCUCCCGAUUUGUGCUAACAGCUGCGCAUUGCAUCAAAGCUGCUAGAAGGCAGCCUGGCACCCCAUCGAUUGUCAGACUUGGCGAUCAGAACUUAGAUCCCAAUGUUGAAGAUAAUGCAACGCCUGUGGAUGUCCCUAUAAAAAACAUAAUCCCACAUCCGCAAUACAACUCGCCAAUCAAAUACAACGACAUAGCACUCAUGGAGUUACACACAGAUGUGGACUUCGAGGCACACAUAAGACCGGCUUGUCUAUGGACCCGAAAUGACUUUAGCGGACACGAGAAGGCCAUAGCUACUGGUUGGGGAGUUACUAAUCCAGGUUCUACCACAGCCGAAACGUCUAACGACCUCCAGAAGGUAGCCCUGAGUCUACUAGAGAACGCUCGAUGCGAUGUAUUACUGAAAAACUUAAAGAACAGAUUAUGGUGGGGUUUUGUGAACACUCAGAUGUGUGCUGGUGAACUGAGAGGGGGAAAGGAUACCUGCCAGGGUGACUCCGGCUCUCCCCUUCAAGUGGCGUCGAAGGAGAACCAAUGUGUAUUCCACAUUGUGGGAGUAACAUCGUUCGGAAGAAUGUGCGCGCAGUCAGGCAACCCCGCGAUAUAUACCAGAGUUUCUAGUUACUUGGACUGGAUUGAAAGUGUUGUGUGGCCUGAGGAGUUUUAA
Messenger RNA from Pieris macdunnoughi, 1203 nucleotides. The record is from the annotation of a GenBank genome assembly. Lineage: Eukaryota; Metazoa; Arthropoda; Insecta; Lepidoptera; Pieridae.